Culex quinquefasciatus (southern house mosquito) is the source of this 1079-nucleotide messenger RNA. RefSeq names its product cleavage and polyadenylation specificity factor subunit 4 (gene Clp). The transcript is spliced from 4 exons. Gene Ontology annotation, molecular function: zinc ion binding; RNA binding. The coding region runs from base 172 to 1047 and encodes 291 amino acids. Lineage: Eukaryota; Metazoa; Arthropoda; Insecta; Diptera; Culicidae. The record is from RefSeq and is a predicted model, not a curated record.
UCAAUUUUAAACUGUCAAACCCGAUGCUUCUCCCUCCAGCUCAAAGUGUCAUGGUUGUGGAUUGUUUAUUGAAAAGUACAAGCGAAACGGGACGUUGAAAUUCCCGGUUUGUUAAUUCGACGGUGUAAAGGAUAAGGUGAUUGUCGGCUUGCCGGAAAGCAUUAAGCGAAAAUGGAUUUCCUCAUAGCAAACGUAGAUGAUGUCGUGUUUAAAAUUGAGAAAGAUCUUAACGAGCAGUUCGGCGCGUUGCCGCUGCCGUUCCCCGGAAUGGACAAAUCGACCGCCGCCGUUUGUCUGUUCUUCAACGGAACCGACGGUACGGAGUGUGAGAAGGGUGCCGGUUGUCCGUUCCGGCAUAUCCGCGGCGACCGCACAAUCGUCUGCAAGCAUUGGCUGCGCGCGUUGUGUAAGAAGGGAGAUCAGUGCGAGUUCCUGCACGAGUACGACAUGACCAAGAUGCCGGAAUGUUACUUUUACUCGCGGUUCAACGCGUGCCACAACAAAGAGUGUCCGUUUCUGCACAUAGAUCCGGAGAGCAAGAUCAAAGACUGCCCUUGGUAUGACCGUGGCUUUUGUCGCCACGGGCCCAACUGUCGGCAUCGGCACGUGCGCCGGGUGUUGUGCAACUUUUAUCUGGCCGGAUUUUGCCCGGAUGGACCGUCCUGUAAGUUUAUGCAUCCGCGGUUUGAGCUUCCACCGCCGCCGGAAACCAAGGACCAGAUGCCGAAGCGACCACCAACCUGUCACUACUGUGGAGAGCUGGGACAUAAGGCUUGCUAUUGUCCGAAGAUGCCACAAGAGCAACGUGAAGCAACGCUGAGAAUUGAAGAGGCGAGAUAUCGAACGCUAGGUUACUUCAAACAUCGACCGAAUCAAGACAACUCGAACCAGAACGCGGAAGAUGGUGGCGCUCCGUUGCCGCCGAAACCAUCUCCUCGUCCGCUGGAGGAAAUCACCUGCUUCAAAUGUGGUAACAAGGGACACUACGCUAACAAGUGCACGAAAGGACAUUUGGCAUUUUUGUCCAACAAUGCUGUUAGGAAAUAGUGCAAAAUAAACAAUGUUAUACUUGUAAACUA